AGCGCCGCCCCCACCUGGCUGCGGGAAGGGCGGGGCGAGGUACACCUGCCCUGGCUCUAGGUGGGCUGCCGGAGCCUCUUCCCUUUCCCAGCCGGCGGUGUCCCCCCUCCGCGCGGGGGCCGGGUCCGCCCCGCCCCUCCCCUCCCGCGCUCCCGGCCCUCCCAUUCCUCCCCGCCCCGCUGCCGCUUGCCGAGCGAUUUGUCCCGCUGCAGGGCGGGGAAGCGGCUGCGUCGCUGUAACCCGGCGGAGAGCCUGGGAUGCCGCUGCUGAGCCGCUCCCUGCACAGCCUGACUCCGGAUCCGCCAGCCAGGUUCUGAACGGUGCCUGAACAGAAGUUAAAGAGCCAAGAGCUGCCCUCGGAGACAGGCUGCAGAAUAAUUAGUCACCAUGACGACAGAGACAGGCCCAGACUCAGAGGUGAAGAAUGCCCAGGAGGAGCCCCCACAGCAGCAACUGGAGGCAGCGGCAACCAGUCCAACCACGGUGACCACCGGCCCUGGCCCGAUGGCCAACAACCGGGAAGCUGAGGCCAACGAGAAGCCGAGAGCCCAGGCCGACUCCAGAAGUGCGGAGCCGGGCAUGGAUUUGGAGGAGAAGGACUACAGUGAAACAGACGGGCUGUCUGAGAAAACCACGCCCAGCAAGACCCAGAAAUCCCCCCAGAAAAUUGCCAAGAAGCUCAAGAGCGCCAUCUGCAGGGUGACCCUACUCGACGCCUCUGAGUAUGAGUGUGAAGUGGAGAAACACGCCCGGGGCCAGGUGCUCUUCGACAUGGUGUGUGAGCACCUCAACCUCCUGGAGAAGGAUUACUUCGGCCUGACGUUCUGCGACUCCGACAGCCAGAAGAACUGGCUGGACCCUUCCAAGGAAAUCAAAAAGCAGAUCCGCAGUGGCCCCUGGAACUUUGCCUUCACUGUUAAAUUCUACCCACCCGACCCUGCCCAGCUCACAGAGGACAUCACAAGAUACUACCUGUGUCUGCAGCUGCGGGCUGACAUCAUCACGGGCCGCUUGCCGUGCUCCUUCGUCACGCACGCCCUGCUGGGCUCCUACGCCGUGCAGGCCGAGCUGGGAGACUACGAUGCUGAGGAGCACGUCGGCAACUACGUCAGCGAGCUGCACUUCGCACCCAACCAGACCAGAGAGCUGGAGGAGCGCAUCAUGGAGCUGCACAAGACCUACAGGGGCAUGACGCCGGGCGAAGCGGAGAUCCACUUCCUGGAGAAUGCCAAGAAGCUCUCCAUGUAUGGAGUCGACCUGCACCACGCCAAGGACUCAGAAGGUAUCGACAUCAUGCUGGGCGUCUGUGCCAACGGCCUGCUGAUCUACAGAGACAGGCUGAGGAUAAACCGCUUUGCCUGGCCCAAGAUCCUCAAGAUUUCCUACAAGAGGAGCAACUUCUACAUCAAAAUCCGCCCCGGCGAGUACGAGCAGUUCGAGAGCACCAUUGGCUUCAAGCUGCCCAACCACCGCUCUGCCAAGAGGCUCUGGAAGGUCUGCAUUGAGCAUCACACCUUCUUCAGGCUGGUGUCCCCAGAGCCGCCCCCAAAGGGCUUCCUGGUGAUGGGCUCUAAGUUCCGCUACAGCGGGCGGACGCAGGCCCAGACCCGCCAGGCCAGUGCCCUGAUCGACCGACCUGCGCCCUUCUUCGAGCGCUCCUCCAGCAAACGGUACACCAUGUCUCGCAGCCUCGAUGGAGAGUUCUCGCGCCCAGCCUCUGUCAGCGAGAACCACGACGGAGGGGUGGAGUCCGAGAGGCGGGACGAGGACAGCGAGUACGGCGGGUGGCGACGCUCCGAGGCGGAGGAUGAGGUUGAGGAAGUGACGACCCCGACCAAAAUCAAGGAGCUGAAGCCGGAGCAGGAAACCACCCCCAGGCACAAGCAGGAGUUUUUAGACAAACCAGAAGACGUUUUGCUAAAGCACCAGGCCAGCAUCAAUGAGCUGAAGAGGACGCUGAAGGAGCCCAACAGCAAGCUGGUUCACAGGGACCGGGACAGGAGGCUGCCUUCAUCACCAGCCUCUUCCUCACCCAAGAAUGAGGAUGAGACGCCAAAGGGGACCCCGGAGAAGGCCAGUGAGAGGAUUGAAGAGGAUUCCCUAGAGGAGUUUUCAGCCGAGCACGGAGCUGCCUUAUCCAUGGAGUCUUUCACCCAGAAAAGCCUUGCCUCUUCUCCUGAGAGCAAAUCUCAGGAACCAAUUUGGGAAGAAAAGGAUUUACCUGACCCAUCAAUAAAAGCCGCCCCGAAAGAAGAGGGUUUAAGGACUGCUAUUCCAGUGGUCUCCCAGAGAGCGGGAGCGAGGGAGGGCGCAGAGGAGAAAGCGAAGCCACCUCGGCACAGGGCUCCUGAGAGCGACACUGGGGAUGAGGAGCAAGACCAGGAGAGGGAUUCGGUCUUUCUGAAGGACAACCAUCUGGCCAUCGAACGAAAGUGCUCGAGCAUCACGGUCAGCUCGACCUCCAGCCUGGAAGCCGAAGUAGACUUCACUAUGAUCGGUGACUUCCACAGCACAGCCUUUGAAGACUUCUCCAGAAGUCUGCCUGAGCUCGAUAAAGACAUGAGUGAGAGGGAAGCUGAAGGUGCGAUUUCCUCCCAGGAUACUGACAAAGCAACUCCUGGCCAAGAAGAAGAUGCCAAGGAAGGGGAGCAGGGCUCCCACCAUAUCCCAGAAGUGUCCCACUUUGAGUCAUCCGUUCUGAAAACAGAGGCUGUGACUGUCAGCUCGGUGACUGGCACAAAGAAGGCAGAACCAGAGGUCUCCGUGCACCACAGAGUCACCACGGCGGAAACAACACAGGUCGACAGAGGCACCACGGGCGGAAAAGAGACAACAGCCACGUCCCACAUCGUCACCACAGAAAGCAUAUCAGUGACCUCAGAUCACAGUACCAAGCCUGGGAAGGGAAUGAGCCCUGCUACCGAACUUCGCUCCAUAUCUCCGAUCACCAGCAGCUCUGCUGGGAAGGAAGUUCUCACCAGCAUAUUUGGUGCCACCGCAGAAACCCUCUCCACCUCCACCACUACCCACGUUACCAAGACUGUGAAAGGAGGGUUUGCAGAGACCAGAAUAGAGAAGCGGAUCAUUAUUACGGGAGAUGAAGAUGUGGAUCAAGACCAGGCAUUAGCUUUGGCAAUCAAAGAGGCAAAACUACAGCACCCUGACAUGCUGGUAACCAAAGCUGUGGUAUAUAGAGAAACAGAACCAUCUCCAGAGGAAAGGGACAAGAAACCUCAGGAAUCUUGACCGCCGUGUUCACAGAAGUUGGCAUCUCUAUUCAAACCCAACUCGGAGAACAAUGAAGAAGGGGCCUUCCUGCUGGAUUCCUCAAUGAGACCUAGACGUCCUGGCUGCAACGUUAAUGGCGAGAGACAAAAUUUUUUAAAAAAGGAAUAGCAAAUAUAUAAUAUAUAUAUAUAUAUUAUAUAUAUAUAUACACAGGAAACAAAAUGCAUCCUUGCACUGCUGCUAUAUGCUGGAGGUGAAUUGCAAACAGCAACAUCAACAAUAACACACAAAACCAACCGCCUACUUUAGCCUUUGCAAACAAAUUGAAGAAUUGACUGGAUUCAUCAGAAAAACAAACAAAAAAUCAUGAUAAUAACAAUAAUAUUAUUAACAUACAAUAAACCGCCAUUUUGCAUGUUACAUUUAAAGGACACACAACUCAUGGGUUCAUUUGUUGCACACUGAAUGGAAAGGAAACGUGCUUUGCAACAAAGCAGCAAACAAAAAAACUCCAACAACCCACAAGCAGAUGCAAAACUAUUCCCCACCUAAGGAAAGAAGAGAGAGAACCAUUGAAUUGUUUGAUUACUUUGUAAUUAUUUUCUGCUUCAGGAUGUGUGGUGAUCAUCCCUCUUCCCAUUCCAUGCUAGUUCUGUUUCAUCAUUUUUUGGUUCUGUUCUUACUCCCCCCACUUGUCCUUCCUUCUCUUUCCUCUGUCCCCUUGUCCGGUCUCUUGUUCUGCUGAAGGUAAUAAGAACAGAUCUCAUUUAAAACAAAACAAAACCUAUAUGUAUAUGGUUUCUCAUUUAUAAAAAUGCAGUCUGUAGGGGUUUCAUAUGAAUGUGCUUUUAAGUUAUGUAUAUUAUAUAUAACUGGGGGUGUGGAGUGGGGGGUGGGAAACAAUAUUAAAAUAAUUAAACAGUGCUGGUAAGUUUGCUGAUGACAUUUUUAAAUUAUAAUUGUUUGGUUGACUGUGGUUGAUAUACUAUGAGAAUCUUAGCUCACACUGAUAUCCCACAAGAAGAGAACAGGGAACAUUUCAUUAGCUGCUGCUCUUUGGGGGGGUGGGAUGGGACGUUUGCCACUGAGUUGAUGCACUGUGGCAGGAGGGGUUGGUGUAGUGACACAGUGUAUGGUGUUUGUAAUUGGUUGGUUGGUGAUAAGGGAGUGCUCAGCAACAUGGAGGGGUGGGGGACUGGGAAAGAAGGAAUGGACUGCAUCCAUUUACCAUUACCAAAAUGUGCCAGACAGAAAUGUCUCCCCAUGCCCCCAAUCCAAAGAUGUUGAGGUUGUUUGGAGACUCAAGGUUAGACCGUUUGAUUCCCAUGCUUCCCGCCUCUAGCAGUCUUUGACUCCUCAGGUCUGGAGCCCUAGCAGCAGUAGAGGUAUCAUAUCAUACUUGUCAGCAGGUUCUUGAAAACCAGGCACCUGGGCUGAGUUAGGGAUGCAUACAGUGAUCCCCCCCUAACCCACUGGUCUAGACACUUGUUUCUAGCUUCAUUUCUGAACCUCAGCCCCAGCUUGAGAGCAAGUACCUCUCCAUAACAAGCUGUAUGUUUGCAUUUUGCCAGGGUGGCUGUAGGCUGUGCGACAGCUGCCCUGGCAGGAACAGGCGAAUGGCAGCUCCCGCAUGGUACUGUCUACUGAUACUCUGGCUUAGGGUUGACUCCUGUCCAUCGACAGUUGAUGAGGAAGAUACCAUGUGACAAACGUGCAGGGAAUAGCAGGUUUACAGGGCUGGAUAGAAUUGCCCAGUCAUCCAGAACUUAGAGGGCAGAUGCUGAUGAGGCAGUGGGAAGGCAGAGAGGCUGCUUUCCCCACGACUGGUCAGAACUUGGCACUUAGAUAAAGUUUUCCUCUGCUGCUGCCUAUGGAGUGGAGAUUUUGGGCCCAGUCUAGGACCUGAGGCACUGUGUGAGACAGGCAGUUAGGGCAGACUUAGAACCAAAAAAAGAAAAGAAAAGGAAAUGAACUGAUUUCCAAAUGGAAUUGUCACCUGAAACUACAGAAGGGUCCACAAACAUUGCACUAUCUUUGUCUUUAUUUCCCCACCCCACACUUAAUGCCUGGAGAGGAAGCACAUCUAGCUAGUCCCCAUGAUAGGAUCUGGGAAUCCUAUUGAAAAUGGACAACUUGAAUAUUUAGAAUCAGGUGGGCAUACCCCAUAUGAUCAAUUUCCUACCAUAGCAGGGAUUCCUGAGUCUCUGGUGGGCCUUGGUCUUUCCAGUUGGCUUCUGGGGGGGAGGGAUAGCUCAGUGGUUUGAGCAUUGGCCUGCUAAACCCAGGGUUAUAAGUUCAAUCCUUAAGGGGGCCAUUUAGGGAUCUGGGGCAAAAAUCUGUCUGGGGAUUGAUCCUGCUUUGAGCAGGGGGUUGGACUAGAUGACCUCCUGAGGUCCCUUCCAACCCUGAUAUUCUAUGAGACUGUGUCUCCAUGGAGUCUGUUCUCCUUUUGGCACACGGGUUUCUCUUGUAAGCAUUAAAGGGAUGAGCACUGGCUCCCUGACAAUAGCACUGAUUCAUGUGCUAGUGCCAGUGAGGGUCAUUUCAGGCUUCUGAUGAAUCCAAAUGUGUGGUGUUCUCCCUGGAUUCUACCUGAAAGUUCACAGCCACCAAUAACCUGCUGCUGCUUUAGGGACAACACUCACCAAAACCAAAAGGAGUGACAGCAAUUACACAAAGACUUUUUUUUAAAAACACCCAAGUCAGCUGUAAAAAACACAUGUGCUUUCAGGAAGAGAAGCCCAACUCAGAGGACCUGUUCCCAAGAGCUGUGCAAGGCAUUAAGCCUGUCUGUUCUGCUAUCAGAGGGGGUACAUUCCCCCAUGCAUCACACUGGCUGUUUGACACAUUUUGAAUUUCAAACAACCAAAAAAAAAAGACUGGUAGAAACUUGAUGCUAUUGAAAUUGAAUUAGAGGCUACUUUGAAACCCCAGGAGCCUGAUUCUGAUCUCGCUCAUGCUAGUGUAAAAUCUGGAGUCACUCCAUUAAAAACAGUGGAGUUGCACUGCUGCAAAAUUGGUGGAAGUGAGAUUAGAAACAGAUCCUGCAUGUUCAGAGCUAAAAAACAGUGGACCUAUUUCUCUGGAUUCCUCACAGUGAGUGACAAUGGGGGGGGGGGGGAGCAUGAGUCUUUUGCUCACCUGGCAAGAUGUGGGUUUUAUAGAUAUAGAAAUAGAUAUAAUCCACGCCUUGCCAGGUGAGCAAUAGACACAAGCUUUUUCUUUAUAUAUUUUUUAUAUAUCUAUAUUGUUUGUGAUGGUGUUGAAGCCGUGCAUCACUCUAAGGCCUUGGCUUCCUCCCACCUUCUUCGUCACUGUCGCUGACAUUUCAGAUUUUUCUUUUCACUAUUUUUCUUUUUUCUGGGGGCCUUUCCGUUGAAGUGGGUGGGAGACACGAGUGCCUGUUUGUCCCUAAAUCUGCAAGUUCAUUUCAAAACUGGCCUGCAAUUGCAUGAGUGAUAAUAAUAAUAAACAGGAUUUUUAUUUGAAAAGCACCUUACCAACCAACUGCAAUGCUCUGUCGUUCCUUCACUAACUCCCCUUUCCUCUUCCCCUGUUCCUCUUCUCCCCUUCGCCCCUUUCAAUCAUAUUCUUUUUCAGUGCUUGGUGGUGUAUGCGUGUGUGCUCACUGUUCUUGUAUUCAAUAAAAGUGAAAUAAAUGUGUUUGAUGCUCAACCA
Chrysemys picta bellii (western painted turtle) is the source of this 6906-nucleotide messenger RNA. The record is from RefSeq and is a predicted model, not a curated record. NCBI's taxonomy places the organism in Eukaryota, Metazoa, Chordata, Testudines, Emydidae.